Molecule: messenger RNA, 1275 nt
Organism: Morchella importuna
Lineage: Eukaryota; Fungi; Ascomycota; Pezizomycetes; Pezizales; Morchellaceae
Exons: 5
Coding region: 1-1275 (424 amino acids)
Biological process (GO): transmembrane transport; monoatomic cation transport
Cellular component (GO): membrane
Molecular function (GO): monoatomic cation transmembrane transporter activity
Source: RefSeq, a predicted model, not a curated record
AUGUCGGGCAUCACCUCCAGUUCCGUGAUCGAACUCCACAACAUCUCAACCUCCCCCACAAGCGACCCCGAGAACCCUCGCUCCGUCGUGGACCCCUUCAGUCUAUCCGUCGGGAUAAAGUCCGACGAAGAGAUCUCCACGCUCACCGCGCGACACCGCAAGAAUGCCUCCCGAUGGCCAUACACCGGCGGCCGCCUCCUCGGCCGCGGCGCCGUGACCGUCGCCGACCCGCAGGCGCCCCCGAUGCCAAAGGUAAAACAGAAGAUCGAUGUCAAGGGCAUCAAGGAGUUCUACGAGAGCCAGAACGAGUCAAUCCAGCAGCUGCUGAAGCCCGUGGAGGACCAUGUCCGGGAGGCCAAGGAGGAGCAUGGCGACAACAGGAUAAGAUACCUUAUCGCCGUCAACGGCUCGUUCGCCGCGAACAUCGUUCUCGCCAUCCUGCAACUGUACGGAGCCAUAGCGUCGGGCUCCCUCUCCCUGUUCACAACCAUGGCCGACUCAAUCUUCGACCCGCUCUCCAACCUCUUGCUGAUCCUCUCCCAUCGCGCCGUCAACAAAGUCGACGCCAACCGCUUCCCCUCCGGAAAGGCGCGCAUCGAGACCGCCGGGAACAUCCUCUUCUGCUUCCUGAUGUGCGCCGUCUCGCUGAUCCUCAUUGUCAUGUCCGCGCGCGACAUCGCCGCACACAACGACAGCGAGGAGACCACCGGCUUCCAUCUCCCCUCCAUCAUCGCCGUCGGCGUUGCCUUCGGCACAAAGUUCACGCUGUUCCUCUACUGCUGGAGUCUGCGCAACACGUACUCGCAGGUGCGCAUCCUCUGGGAGGACCACAGGAACGACCUGUUCAUCAACGGGUUUGGUAUCCUCACCUCCGUCGGCGGUAGCAAGCUGCGCUGGUGGAUCGACCCCGCGGGCGCCAUCGUGCUCAGUUUCUUGAUCCUUGGACUGUGGAGCAAGACGGCGUAUGGCGAGUUUAUGUUGUUGAUUGGCGUCAGCGCGGACAACAGCAUGCUGAGACUGAUCACUUAUAUCUCCAUGACCCACUCGGACCAAAUCACGCAGAUCGACACCGUCCGCGCCUACCACAGCGGCCCUAGAAUCAUCGUCGAAGUCGACAUUGUGAUGUGCGCAAACUCGUCGCUCCGCGUAACCCACGAUGUCGCGGAAGAGCUCCAGAUUAAGCUCGAGAGCCUCCCCGAUGUGGAGCGGGCCUACGUGCAUGUUGACUAUGAGACCAGCCACAAGCCCGAGCACUUCCUCAAGAAGGAGUUGUAG